AUGUCGGGGAAGAAGAAGUGUGAGAGCGGUGCCCACAAAAGAAAAAUGGUUUCGCGUGUUAGAGCAAAGCGCCCGGAUAGCUCGCUACCUCUCCCACCGGAGGGAGCGGACGAAGUGCGGCUCUUGCAGGUGGAUGUAACGAGAGAGGAGCAGGGGACUACCCGCAGUGCUCAGGAGAGACAAAGCUCUGCUGCUGUUGUACCCACAUUCUCACCAAAACACUUCCCCUCAGUUCUCAGAAUAACUGACCUCAAAGCAGUAAAUGGAAAAACCCUCUACAUCACUGUCAGAGAUGGAGAUGAAGCCACUUUGUCCUGUGAAAAUGUGAUGACUGAUCAGGAUAAAUGUGACAGAACUACCUGGGUCUUCAUUGGUUCAAGAAACGCAGCAGCAGUAGAUCUGAUUAAACUUGGGCAGAUUGGUGAAAAAGCCAAAGCUAAAUCAGACACACUGAGUGUUACAGCGGACUGUUCUCUGGUUAUAAAGAAGGUCACAGUUCGGGAUGUUGGUCGUUACUUCUGCAGACAGUACGACAGAUCAGGACGAAAACAAGGUCUAGACUCUGUGGUUCUUCUGUCUGUUGUUAUCAUGACUGAACAUAAGGACAAUGAUAUGGUGAAGUUAAUCUGCUCUGUGUCGACAUAUGGAUGGUGUCUACACACAGUGCAGUGGGUGUAUGAGGGUAAUGAUCAGGAUGUGAACACUCAGCACAUGAAAGAGUUACAGUCUUCUUGUUCUGCUACUGUGGAGUUUACAACUUCUCAUCUUACUGAGCCGUCAAAGUAUUCUGAGUUAUUCAAGUGUAGAGUGACAGAUAAAAGAAGUGGAAAAGUGCAGCAGUUUACCUUCAACUCUCCAUCUUCAGAUGAGGACACAAACGGAGCUGCAACAAAACCAACAACAGCAAAACCAGUAACACCAACAACAAAACCAGCAACAGCAACAACAUUGGGAAAAAGCACUGAGGCAAAGAUGAACCAAACACCACCAACAACCAAUCAAACUAAACAACAAGCAACCAUCAUCGGUGUGGCUGUGGGUUUAGCAUCACUCUUGAUAAUUGUUUUGGUGCUCAUCAGAUUAAAGAAAUCUAAACGGAACAAAACACAGACGGAUGAAAACAUUGGACCAAGUUUAAACACUGCAGUGACUCCAGGAACCAGUCAGGACAUGGUUGAUCCUGAAGAAGGUGUUUCCUACGCCUCCAUCAGCUACACCAAGAAGACCAACAGUAAAGCCCGGGUUCAUGGUGAUGAUGAUGCAGUGACCUACAGCACUGUGAAAGCUUCCUCCUCUUCAGCUGGAGCCUCCACUGAUCCCAGCAACCUCUACGCUACUGUCAACUAACCCAACAAAUAAGAGACCACAGUGUUAAUAUCAUUACAUUUCAUUUAUAACUGAUUAGUUAAAGCUUUAGCAAAGCAAUUAGCCUUUACGUCAUAAUAGAGACUGUAUCCUUGUGAGGAAUUUGUCUAUGCAGUGCAAAGAAAUGUAUAUUUUAUUGAAGGUAAUGAUAAAAAAUGUCAUGUUUUUUCAGUAUUAUGAUGAUUUACUGUUGGAUAAGAUUUUUAACAGCUUUUUUGUCUUUUAUAUAGUAUUGCUGUAAAUAUCUUUUUAUACAGAAAGAAAUACAGUGAGUUCAAAUAUCGUUAAUGAACUCUAUAUCAGGCCCUUUAUUGAGCUCAGUGAUGUGUCUGCUGGUGUUGAGUGAAAGUUUUCACUGUUAUUUUAUUUCUUAUCAUUUUAGGACUGAACUGAAUUCUCUAAGCAUGUAUUUGGUAUUUUUUAGUGUCAUAAUUUA
Scomber scombrus (Atlantic mackerel) is the source of this 1801-nucleotide messenger RNA. RefSeq lists its product as uncharacterized. Lineage: Eukaryota; Metazoa; Chordata; Actinopteri; Scombriformes; Scombridae. The coding region runs from base 1 to 1347 and encodes 448 amino acids. The record is from RefSeq and is a predicted model, not a curated record. Gene Ontology annotation, biological process: T cell activation; interleukin-15-mediated signaling pathway; positive regulation of ERK1 and ERK2 cascade. The transcript is spliced from 12 exons. Gene Ontology annotation, molecular function: MHC class II protein binding; protein tyrosine kinase binding. Gene Ontology annotation, cellular component: external side of plasma membrane; membrane raft.